AUGUCCGUGGGGACUGACGGUAGCAAACAGUGUAACAGGGAGACGCCGUGCAUGACUUGUGUGCUCCGUGGAAAGCAAGACAGCUGCUCCUAUGGAGAUGCGAUUCCUGGUCGCUCCCAGAAGCCCGUCGAGGGGGCGUAUGUCGACGCCUUCUCCAAGGCGCCCGACUUCAGUGCACAAGAUUACCAAUCUGCUAGUGAAGAGACCUGGAGCCCCGAUCUCGCUUGUUUCGGCUAUUCCAACGUCAACGUGCACAACUCACUUGGUAUCGUCAAGAAACUGGAAAACCUGGAGUUGGGGAGCAGUCCCCGUCCAUCGCAGAAUCAGAAGAAUGUCACUCUGUGCCAGGCCGCCUACGACAUCUACAAAUCCGUGCUGAAACAACUGCCAUGUUCAGCCUGCGUGAGAGAUCUGGUCGAAGUCUUCUUCGACGAGGUCAAUUGGCAGUACACCAUCCUCGACCGAAACUAUUUCACAACCAAACUCGAGGAGUACUACCAUCAGCCUACCUCGCCCCUUUACCAACCAGAACGGACAUUUCCCUCCCAAAGGCUUAUAUUUUCGGCCCUCCUCUUUCAGGUCCUGGUCUGCGCUUUGCAGUUCCUCCCAGCUGGCCGUUCUGAAAACCUUCACACUUUCUGUAUCAAAGGCAUUGUUGUGGAUGGAGAUGGACCGUCAGACGAUCCCACGAUGCGGCUUCUGAGCCUGCUCCCAAAAAAUGUCAUCAAUUUGGACUAUAUUGCAGCACAGAUUCUGCGCACUGCAUGGCUCAAGAACCGCGGGCUGAUUGCUGAAGCGUGGCACGUCGUUGCCCAAGCAACCAUCAAUGCGCAAGAGAUAGGCAUCCAUCGCGACGAUGGCAAACUAUACGCCACUGACGCCGAGAGUGCCUGUGUGGAGCUAUGGGAUAUCGUGCUACGGCGACGUCUGAUGUUGAAUCUUUACCUUUGGGACAGCGAGAUGGGCAUGGUCCUAGGCAAACCACUCAAUUUCAAGGCCAAUGACUAUACAGUGGUUCCGCCAACAGACUGCGAAAUCCCCAGGAACCGAAAAUCUACAGCUCCUUUCGAAAGGAGCGAAUACGAGACACCGAAUACCUUCACAGUGCGAUUGCUCGAGUACCAUAUGCACAAGCACCUUCCACAAAUCAGGGAGUUAGAGUUAGAAGGGCCUUACCCACGAGACUAUAGCAAGGUGGAACGUCUUCACCAAGGGGCCUUGGAGUAUAUUGCAACCAUCCCAGCCAUCUACCGAUUCGAAAAUCCCGACACAUCCUUCGACGAGGAAUGUCCUAUGCUUGCCGCACAACGCGAAUUCUUCUGCGCGACUAUAUGGCUAUUCAUCCUUCUGCUUCACCGGCCCUAUAUCUUUUCAAACUCCAAAAGCCGAAGCGAGAUCAUGAAAGCGGGCAUCCACAUGUUGGAAGCCCAGCAAAGAUUUUUCGAAACCCUCUCUCCUCAUCACUACAAGAUGUUCACCCUGACCUAUUUAUCCGUCGAGCCUUGCGUCUCCAUGCUGGCUGUGUUGAUCGCAUUUCCGCACGAAAAUGCACAGCUGGUUUCACAAGCCUUCAGAUGCAUCAAAGAGUCCCUUGUCAGACUCAAAACAAUCCGCAAUACGAAUAAAGUGGCUGGCCAAGGCGCCGAUGUCAUUCAGAAUUUGCUGCUUCGAGCAGAGAAGAAUCAACCAUCUCCGGUGUCGACAUCAAAGUCUAGCAGUCCUAGAUCAGACGAGCACUCUUCGGAAUUAUUUGUGACGCCUAGCUCUCAUGGCGCAGCCUCCUUCUUUCCCGUGGCAGAACAGCAGCAGCAACAGCAACAGCAGCGACCACAACAAGAACAUCAGUCGGCCUUAUUCUGCGGCAAUGCCUCGUUCGGAGAUAUGCCUGAUUGGAGUACGCCCUUCCAGCAAGCGUCAUCGACAGCCCCGCCAGUCAGCUCCGGUUAUGCAUUUGAUAGGACCCCUUUUCGGCCAGUCGCAGACUUGACGUACAAUGACCUGGCCAUUGCGCAGCCUUUCUCCAUAUCCGAAGACGAUUUCAACGGUGGACCUGGUACGGGCGCCGGCAGUGGCAGGGUUGCCAAUGAGGUGCCGCAGCAGUUUCGCGGCGACUUCGGUGAGGGCUCUUUCUGGAGUUUCGUCAACAGGGGCUCUACCUAA
Molecule: messenger RNA, 2160 nt
Organism: Fonsecaea multimorphosa CBS 102226
Lineage: Eukaryota; Fungi; Ascomycota; Eurotiomycetes; Chaetothyriales; Herpotrichiellaceae
Exons: 3
Coding region: 1-2160 (719 amino acids)
Biological process (GO): DNA-templated transcription
Cellular component (GO): nucleus
Molecular function (GO): DNA binding; zinc ion binding
Source: RefSeq, a predicted model, not a curated record